Psammomys obesus (fat sand rat) is the source of this 1334-nucleotide messenger RNA. It is a transcript of the gene Prrg3, whose product is annotated as proline rich and Gla domain 3. Bases 277 to 972 code for a protein of 231 amino acids. Gene Ontology annotation, cellular component: extracellular region. NCBI's taxonomy places the organism in Eukaryota, Metazoa, Chordata, Mammalia, Rodentia, Muridae. The transcript has 4 exons. Gene Ontology annotation, molecular function: calcium ion binding. The record is from RefSeq and is a predicted model, not a curated record.
UGGCCUUCCCCACCUAAGCCCUUGGCCGGUUCAGCUGGCCCCACCCCUUCUUCCUCUACUGGCCGGGAGGUCUGGUGCGCGGUGCAUCGCGAAGAUCGCGGCCUGGCUAUCCGGGCAAGGCGGUUUUGGCGCUUGAGGGUGGCACGCCAGGCACGGGGCGCGAGGCAGAGCUGGCGCGGCAGGGUGCUGGGGGAGGGUUCGGCGGAGCCUCCAGAAGAGAGCAGGGCCAGGCGGGGGGUGCCGAGGCAAGUGAUCCUCUGGAGCUGAGGGAGCAUCAUGGCUGUGUUUCUGGAAGCCAAGAAUGCCCAUGCAGUCCUGAAACGGUUCCCUCGUGCCAAUGAGUUCCUGGAGGAGCUACGUCAGGGCACCAUCGAGCGGGAGUGCAUGGAAGAGAUUUGCAGCUAUGAAGAGGUCAAGGAAGUAUUUGAGAACAAAGAGAAGACAAUGGAGUUUUGGAAGGGAUACCCAAAUGCAGUCUACUCAGUCCGAGACCCUUCCCAGAGCUCAGACGCCAUGUAUGUGGUGGUGCCCCUUCUGGGGGUAGUCUUGCUGAUUGUCAUUGCCUUGUUUAUCAUCUGGAGGUGCCAACUGCAGAAAGCAACUCGUCACCACCCCUCCUAUGCUCAGAACCGGUACCUAGCUAGUCGCGCCGGACACAACCUCCCCCGAGUCAUGGUGUAUAGGGGUACUGUGCAUAGCCAGGGAGAGUCCUCUGGGCACCGUGACACAGGGAAUAACCCACAGAUUGUCCUGGGGCCCAGCCGGGGAGGUAGAACCACUGUCCGGUUGGAGAGUACCCUCUACCUCCCUGAGCUCUCUCUCUCCAGACUGUCCAGUGCUACCCCUCCCCCCUCUUAUGAAGAGGUGACUGCACCCCAGGAGGGCAGCAGUGAGGAGGCCAGUGUCUCUUACAGUGACCCUCCCCCAAAGUAUGAAGAGAUUGUGGCAGCCAGCCCCAGUGCAGAAAAGUAGCUGAGCACAGGCCCCGGCCUGUAAAAAAGCCUCUGCCAGAGGUAACCUGCUUUCUUUUGGACUUCUGAAAGACUGUGCCACCACAAAACAGCCUUAGCCUCCUUGUUGCCAAAUAAUUCCCUAACCGUGUAGGAAGUCAUUUGGAAGAGACAGUUGGUAUGUGUGCUCUUAAGUGCCAGGGGUUGGGGGAUGGGAGAACAGGGGCACAAAGGACAAGUGCAUGAUCCCCCUGGGAGGAGCUACAGACUUGAGAGCCCAAGUCUUCCAGAUCCCCCGCUGCCAUAACCAAGUCCCCACUAUCCAGCCCCUCAUUAGGAACUGGCUUCUUUUAAGCAAAAGGAACCAUCCCAUGGUGUUGAUUG